GCCAUUUUAUCUCUGCCUGAGGCCAGUUGGGCCCUGUUGGUGGCUCAGUCCUGCAGCCCUCGCAGAGUCACAGAGUUUUAGGGAAUGGAAGGAACCACGAGAGAUCAUCUAGUCCAAUGCCCCAAGCCUCGCUUGGCCCCUGAGCUGGGCUGUGGCCCUGCCUGGUUUGCCUCGUUGCCUGGAUUUAGUGUUUGCUGAGCUGGUGCUAUGUGGUUCUCAGUUGCCCAAAAGGGAGUUCUCACGGUGUUUCUGGCAGUCUGAAACUCUCGCUGAGAUAUUACCAGGAUGUACACGAACAUAAUGUUACACCAAUGGAGACAUGAACUUCUCUGAUCAGCUCUCGGCAUCCUUAUGAUUUGGGGAAUAUUUACAAGGUCUCUGCCCAGUCUGGAGCUGGAAGCUGUGCUCAAAUGCUGCUCAGCCUGCGUGACUUUGUUUUACAGGCCUGCACUAAACUCUGAAGAUCGGAAGAGAGUUGGGAUGGAAUCUGCGAAUCCUUGUCUCGUUCUAGCAGAUGUUCGCUCUCCACAACCUUCUACUGAAGAUACUUCCCACAUCAUGAGCACAGCGCUCUUCUGGUUGGUCCAUCUGCGCGGAUGAAGCCCCGUCAGAGCACAGCGGGCUUCCUGCUGCUCGGUCCCUGGCAGAAGUCAAAAGGAAACUUCUCCCUGACAAAGUCCCUUGUUUCUCUUGGGAAGCAAAGUGCGGAGGAGCGAGCGCAGCGGGGACCCGCAGACCCACGGCCCUGUGACCAGGACGGGGACGCGCUGGCCCUGACCAGCCACGCGAGGUCCCAGCCCCGAGGCACCGCCCUGGCGGUUCCCACUCCCAUCCCGCACAGAGAGGACCCCAGACCUGCCCCACUAACAGCCCUGGUCACCCAGAACUGCAGCGGAAGCAGAAAUGACUUCAGCCGAUGCUGUUUUCAGAGCGAGAGCAUUGGGGAAUCAAUCACAGCCAUGUUAUAAAAGGAUCCCUAUCACUACAGAGCUGAGUUUGAAAGACUGCAGCUUGAGUCCAGAUACCACAUGCCGAGAAGAAAGGAACCCAAACAGCUGACGCGGAGUUCAGACUAAACUAACUGCAAGCUCCCCAGGGACAUCACAAGAUCGUGUGUGUGAUGGCGCCAGCACCUCUGCGAAUCCCCAUCCCUCAGCAGAGCGCAGCAGAGAACAGGCGGUUCCCCUGUAUCCCGAGAUACAGCAGAGCGGGAUGGAGCAAGAGAUGACAUCCGUCUGUGGUCUGGGCUCUCUGCCUCAAGUCAGUUUUUCCAGUAUUUUCUCCUUUAACUGCGGUGAAAGACAAACGAAGGAGCGCCUGUGGCUCUGAAUGGCAGCGAGGGGCCUCCCGCCGGCCUGCGGCACCCGGGCUCGUCCCUCCUGGAGCCACAGCGUGACCGUUUCUGCGAGGGAGCGUGUCCCCGUGCUGCUGCAGGGCCUGUUUGCCACAGAGCCACGGGCGCUGGAGGAGCCUCUGAACGGCAGAGGUGUCGGCGAGGAGCCCGGGCCACCCCUGCCCAGCGCUGCUUCUCCCGCCACGCCACGGUUUCGGCGCGGCUUUCUUCUGAAAAGAAAUCGCAGAGAGGAGUCACCGAGCAGCCCCUCCGCUCCGAGGACACCGACAGGCAGGCCGAGGAUGGAGGAGCGGGACCGUGUCAGAAAAGUUUUGCCACCGUGCCUGCGAGUUGUGGCUGGAGAGGGUUGUUCGGGGUGCAGCGUCGGAGAUGCCGAGGGCGGGCGAGGCAGCCGGAGGAGUGUGAACCAUGGUCACCAGGGGGACGUGGGCACAGCAGCUGUGGCACAGGAGGGACUCCUUGGUGAGGACCCGUCAGGUAGAAAAGCCCCAGGACCCCCUGGCAGCGGCGGGAGCCGUCGGGACGAAGCGGGGACCCCUAGGGACCCCCCGGGAACAGGCAGCGGGAGAGCGGCUCAGCCAGAUUCCAGCUCAAAGGAGUUGACUGAAGCGUUCAGGCACCUGGGCUGUAACUAAAGACCACGGCACAUCCUUCACGGGUGAGACAGCGGCUGCUCUGAGCAUCCCACCCCGCGGCACGAGAGGAGCCAACAGCUGAGUCUUCAGCAGACCCUCCUGCUGCUGCUUCCACAAAGCUGACCCUGACCCAGCGCUUGGCCUCACAGACCCAGAACAAGUCCCCCCUGAGGACCAUUGGGAGAGCCUGGAGCGCUGCUCGGUGUCGCUUCCCCGUGCCCUGCUGGUGGCGUCCCCCCGAGCGUCCCCUCCCGUGGCACCAACCGGCACUGCGGUCCCCAGUGGCAGCAGAAACAUCUGAGCAGAAGGUGACUUUGCCCGCAUGAUGUGAAUUAACCCCUCAUCUGCCUCAGGCCUGGGUCCCUAGGACAUGGGAGGCUGUUUGCCCAGCAGCAGACUUGGAAACCACUUUCUUCGUGAAGGGAAUCACAAGCUCCGGCUGCCCCGAGGCCGCUCCCGCCGCAGCACAGAGGCUCUUGAACAGAGUUUGGCUUCUGCCUUCCCCUGAAUAGAGCUGCUUGUUCUCAGAUCUGAUGGUCCAGCACCCUCCUCCAUGCCAGCCCAGCCCUGGGGACAUGGAGCAUCUGGGAGGACAAGGGCAGGAGCCCCAGUUGCUGCCCAGUCGUCUCCACCUUGAGUGACCCGAUGGGACAACCGUGGUGUCCCCAGGGACCGCUGCUGCUGAUCCAGACCCAAAGAGCGCCCGAAAGCUCAACCUGUUUGGUUCCUUUUAUCACGUGAGCUGCGGAGAUGCUCCCCUGCUGAUGGUCACAGGCUCAAACGUGACCUGCCCAGCAGCUGGUGAGGUUUGGCCCAGCUCACCAUGGACACUGCAGCUGUCCACCCUCCGUGUGGAAACAUGGGGUUUUGGUGGGACUGUCCCCAUUGACAAGAACUCCCUGGAGACACCAAGAGCCAUCUCUGGAGCUGCUCUCGCAUCGUCUCGGCAGACGGACAGGUACUGGCAGUACUGUUCCAGCGCUGGGUGCUGGGUACCACGCCACUGAGCGUCCCUGGUGCCCACACAAACCCCGUUUGCCAUGACCGCAUAGUGCCACCGAACCACACACACCAGCAACCGUGACCCCGCACAGCCCGGCUCCAGCAGGGCCUGCAGCCCCGUGCUGGGCACCCCCGGCUGCCGGGGCCGCGGGCACCCCUGGGUGCAGCCGGGGAGCCGGCGGGUGCAGCGGCAGCAGAUACUGCGGGGCGGCUUUAAUCCUGCUCCAGGUGGCUGCGAUCCAGUGCAGGAUUUACAGUGCCCUGACCCUGAGCUGUCAAGAGGGAACAGCCAGAUUAAUGGGGUGGGCGGGUUCCUGCAAUAAUCGUUUGUUUGAUGUGACAAGCCUGAUAGGCGUUGAUUUACUUACAGACUGAUAGGCUUUUAAUUGAGCACCUCCGUCCCAGUCACAUCAAAGGCAGAGGUUGACAAGGGGCCCCUUUUACCAAAAGCUCCGGGUGACUGACAGAUCCUGGAUGCUAAUUCUCCUGGGGAGGGGGUUCCCUCUUUUUCUCUUCUUGCUUUGGCUUUUUCCCUCUCAGAAUGGCCAGGCCGGGCGCAGAGGCCUGUCCCUGGGAGAGGGGACACCGCUGUCCCCUUCCUCCCACCCAGGGCCCCCCUGCACAGCCACCCCCUGCACAGCCAGCCAGGCUUCCCACCUCUGCCAGGAAUCUUGGGGUCCCUAUCUCCUCCUGCCCCCAAAACUCAGGUCUGCAGGCUUUGGGGUUGCUGUGGCUCAUACCCAAGAGCAUCCCAGGACAGUCAGUGGGUAUCUGCAUCCGCACCCGCCAAACCCGCCGCUGGCUCCCGCUGUGCCAGGUAACGCACCAAGGUGGGUGAAAUGAGCUGAAAAGCAGGAGGCAAACGCCAACCCACGGGUGGUUUAUCAGGGAUAUUCUGUGUGUUGAGGCGGCCGACCUGCCCCAGUUGUACAGAGCCUGUGGGGUUUGGUCCCGCACCCAGACGGUGUGAACUGGCCGUGGGUGGACAGACGCGACACGUGUGAACACACGCGCGUGCCCGUGCGCACCGAGUGCUUGUGCAACACCCGGCGCACCGAGCGGGUCUGGAAAAGCAAAAGAAAAAGCAAACAAACCCCGAGUGGCCGAGGCAUUUUGUGAAAGACUUACAUGAGAUUAUGCUCUUAAUGGGAAAUUUAGGGGAGCGGGUAUAAAUCUCAGCUCUGCUCCAACCUGUGCUGCGGCGUUCGCCUGAGCCCUUGGGCUGGAUUAGCUCUGUGUAUUUAUGUUCUAAAGUCUGAUGUGCUUCGCAGUAUCUAAAUAUAAAUUAUUUUUACUGUAUCAAUGAUUAAAUGUUUUUCUUUGAGAUCAUAGAGUCCAAAAAAAUAAAUGUUUCUGAAAAGGCAUUCAAAAAAUUUAAAAGAAGAAAAAAAUCCCUCUGAGAACCCCUUUUGUCAUUUGCAACCAAUAAAAAUGCCUAUUGUUAUGAAGGGCUCAUAAAUAAUCUGAUUUUGGCAUGCUUUCAUACCAUACAGAAAAUGAAUAAAUUAAACUUGAUUUACAGCCUUUUUCAUUUUUAUUAGAGCCGCUCCAAACAUUUUAUGUAAUGUACGUGCCAGAUGAGCUACACCAAAUGGUUCGAGGCUCUGGUCCUGAUAUUAUAGAAAUUAAGUUAUUUUAAUUUGCAUGGUUUAAUUAACUAACACUGGCAAGGAAAGCAAGAAAAACAGAGGGAAAAGUGAUUUUUUUUAGGUGUCUGAGGACUAAAGGAGCCCAGGGGGAUCCCCCGAAGCGCUGGGGCCGGUGCCAGCGCGGGGAGGCAGCCGCGUCCCCACCGCGCUUGGGGGCCCUUCCCACUGCGAUGGACGGGGGCCACCGUCACCUCCCCAUGGGCCGCUUUGUGCAGCGCUGGUGCGAAGAGGGACGGGGUCGUGGGGAAAAUACCCCAGACUGUCCGUACUAACAACUCUGCUUGCGGCGGCACAAAACUCGAACAGGAAAGCACAUGAAAGGAUGCUGAAGCGUCGGCGCCGUGAGCCCCGCUGGCCGCGCGGGGCCGGGAUGUUCCGAGGGUUCCUCCCUCCUGCCAUUCACCCCGCAGAAUUUCACACCAGGAAACAGCUUCAUUACAUCAACAACAGGAAGACCCCACUGAUGUGUCACACAGAAAAGCAGCUGUUAGUCACACAUCAAGGGAACAGGGGAGGGGAAAAAACCCUUCACCUUUUUCUGCUUUAAUGUUCACGCUGCUCUUUCAUGUCAACCGCUCUGCAGAGGAGAGCGAGCACCCGGCUGUUCAAUAAGUAACCAUCACCCACUGAGGAUCAGUUAAUAUCUAAGUGUCUUCCUGCCUUUCCUGCUACACGAUUGCUUUGGAAAGAAAGAUUAAUUCCAACUUUAAAAAAGAAAACACUAUUUUUAUCAUUGCCAGAAGUCUAUAUGGCUUUAAAAAAGAAAAAGCACUUGCUUGUCGUUUUACAUCUUGCAAUUUUGUCAGUUGUUUUAAAACAUGUCUCCUGUAAUAAAUAAGAUCAUUUUUAUGCACUUGUUCUGCAGCUCGGAGCGAGGCCGCGGCGCGGGGGGGACAGGGAAACGCUGACUCGGCGGCUCAGCGGAGGGGCCGGGGCCGUCCCUGGGGUGCUGGAUGGUGAUUUACCUGCAACGCAGCAGGUACGCGGCGCACAAAUAGAGCGCUUUCCCAGUCUCCUUUAAACCGCAUCCAGCAGCAGCGAGCUGGGAACGGCGCUUAUUGCGGAGUGCGGCUCAGAGGGAGAUGCUGGGAGAGUCGCAGUGAUUUAAAUCCCUGUCUUGUCUUAUCCCGGCAGUUUUGUGUGCGGGACGCAGCGCCCGGUGCCCCUGCCCGCUCCAGCCCCAUUUCCCCGCGCCGGCAGCCCGUGCCACGGUACCUAAAACACCACGCUAGAGCAACCCUCUGACUAUAGCAACACGAGCAUGUGGCAGAACCGGAGAGGAUUUUCCUGCUAAAGGGCAGAGCAAAAAUAGAGAAUAAAAGCGCUGAGCGUUAGAGUGUGUGCUGUCCAAGUGGCGGCCAGCACAGGCAGGUGAAGGAAAGCACUCGACCUCUGGGAAAAACGCUUUCUUUUGGUGCAGUUUACUGUUUGUGUAUCGAAUGCUGUGGUUUGCGGCGGUUUCCUCGCGGGCAGGCCGGCUGGCCCGCCCGUCACAGCCCAUGCAUCGCUCCGGGCCCGGCUCCUGGUUCUCUCCCUUGGUAAAUGUCCCCGGUGCACCACGUGUGCCGGCCCGGCAAAGCACCUCUGUGCAUCUCCCAGAGCUGUGGAUGAGGCUGGAAGGCCCCAGGAGUGAGGGGCACCCCCGGUGUGUGUCACCCCAAACCCUGCCUGGGGCUCAUCCCAAGCUGCUGGAAGAACUUCCAGAAAAGCACCAUUCCCCCUGCACCGUUCCCCUGCACUGUUCCCUCUUCACCGUUCCCCUGCACCGUUCCCUCUUCACCGUUCCCUCUUCACCGUUCCCCUGCACCGUUCCCCUGCACCGUUCCCUCUUCACCGUUCCCUCUUCACCGUUCCCCUGCACCGUUCUCCUGCACCGUUCUCCUGCACCGUUCCCCUGCACCGUUCCCCUGCACGGCCGCGCUCCGCAGGCUGCAGACCCAGCAGAGCGCACGGGUGCUGGGAUACGUCCUUGGGAAAAUAAAGCCUCUCUGAAGCAGCCCAGGUGGGGCGAGCCCUGAUUAGGCAGCAAAAAUAUCAUUAGUCAUUUCUGAAAGCGCUCACGGAGGCUUUUUGUCUUCUUUGGCUUUACUUUUCUUCAAAAUAUUUUGCUUUUCAUCUGGUGCCUGUGUUAUUUUGAUUCGGCAAGCGGUCUGGCGUAUUUUAUUGGAAUACCCUUUGUGGCGGGCGAUCUCUCAGGUGACUUGUGGAGCAGAAAGGAACACGAAAUAGGGAAGUUUUUCCCUCCCUUUGGUCACUGUUCCCCUUAAUGAAAACAGGACCCAGAUGGAUUUCAGAAUGAAGCCCAUAGCCAGAGACGGGCAUCGGCACUGAGCAGGAUUCACCAUUACCCGUGACAGCCCCUUGAUGAAUUGUAACCCAGCGCACACCAGCUGCAUCCAGAGAUGUUCUGUGGUUGCUCCA
Columba livia (rock pigeon) is the source of this 7061-nucleotide messenger RNA. RefSeq lists its product as uncharacterized. The coding region runs from base 1330 to 1989 and encodes 219 amino acids. The transcript has 18 exons. NCBI's taxonomy places the organism in Eukaryota, Metazoa, Chordata, Aves, Columbiformes, Columbidae. The record is from RefSeq and is a predicted model, not a curated record.